AUGUUUGGAAGUUUUCGGCAAGCAGCAGCCAAUCGGCCUGCCGCCCUCCCCUUCCUGUGUUUGGCUCUCUGGUCACUGGACUUACCCUACGCAGCCUCUGGUGACCUGGGACCUUGCCGGGCCGGUCGCCUCCUCCCAGGGGAAGUAUUGAGCCUCGGAGGAGGGGUGAAGCCCAGCUUGGAUGCCACCUCUGAGCAGGAAGUCCGAGAGCCCACCCGGGCUGCUUCUCCAGGAAAGAGACAGGCCUGGAAGGGCGAGGGGCCGACUGGACGCCCUAGGGCCUGGAAAGUGGGCCACGCAGGGGUGCGGCUUAGGGGAGCCUGGACAGGGGGCGGUGAUGCGGCAGCCAUCGGCGCAGAUUCCGGCUGGGGCCUGUCUUUGGGGGAAAGCGCUAACAUCCCAGAGUACGCGAAUCCAGAGCCGGUCCGCGGGCCAGAGGCUGAGGCCGGACUGCCUGCUGAUUUCCAGUGUUCACCCGGACUGGCCGCGAAGAGCAGGGUUCCCGUGUCCACCCCGCGCAAAGCUCUGGACUCGGGAGCUCAAGAUGCCUUCCCUGCAGACCGCUUACCCAAGGCGGGACGGGGGGCGCGCGCGCAGCCCAGCGCGAGCUUUCAGGGCCGAGGCGCGCGCAGGCGCGGCCGGUGUCGCCUAGCAACCAAGAGCAACAGUGGCCUCGGAGGCGCGCGCGGACGGCGGCGGGUGCGGUUCUCCGGGCGCGAGGGGCCGCCGCUCGGCGGGAUCCGCCGGCAGGUAAAGGCGGGCGUGCGGCUGCGCGGCUACUCCCGCGGUUUGGAGGGGCCCGGGGCCGAGGUCCCCGCAGAAUUGGGGCAAGGGGGAGGUGCCCAGCGCGUGGGGGCCUCUGGGACAACCGACGGAACGAAUGCCUCGUUGGGGGUUGUCGGUCCCUGCCCUGUGCGUCCAGUAUCAGCCGGGGAUCCGGGUGGGUUUCCUAAGCAUCCUGGCCUCCUUCCGUUUAACAGAAUGGGUAAAAAGGUAAAGAAGGAAGCAGAACCCCCUCCUAAGGAUGUGUUUGAUCCACUAACGAUUGAGAGCAAAAAAGCGGCAACUGUGGUGUUAAUGCUUAAUUCUCCAGAAGAAGAAAUUUUGGCUAAAGCAUGUGAAGCCAUUUAUAGAUUUGCUUUAAAAGGUGAAGAAAACAAAGCUACCCUCCUUGAACUUGGAGCUGUGGAACCUUUAACCAAGCUGCUCACCCAUGAAGACAAAAUUGUAAGAAGAAAUGCUACCAUGAUAUUUGGAAUCCUGGCUUCUAAUAACGAUGUUAAAAAAUUGUUAAGGGAACUAGAUGUCAUGAAUUCCGUCAUCGCUCAGCUUGCUCCAGAAGAGGAAGUGGUGAUUCAUGAGUUCGCCAGUCUUUGCCUGGCGAACAUGUCUGCGGAGUAUACCAGCAAAGUGCAAAUAUUGGAGCACGGCGGGUUAGAGCCACUCGUCAGACUGCUGGCCAGCCCAGACCCUGACGUGAAGAAGAACUCUGUUGAGUGCAUUUACAACUUGACCCAGGAUUUUCAGUGUCGAGCUGCACUUCAAGAACUAAAUGCAAUCCCCCCUAUAUUGGAUCUCUUGAAGUCAGAAUAUCCAGUUAUUCAGUUGUUGGCUCUCAAAACCUUAGGUAUUAUUACAAAUGAUAAGGAGGCACGAACAACGCUGAGAGACAAUCAAGGAGUGGACCACCUUAUUAAAAUCCUAGAAACUAAGGAAUUGAAUGACCUUCAUAUAGAAGCUCUUUCCGUGAUAGCCAAUUGCCUUGAAGAUAUGGAUACUUUGGUGCUGAUUCAGCAGACCGGGGGUCUUAAGAAGCUCCUGUCCUUUGCAGAAAAUUCUACAAUUCCUGAUAUUCAGAAGAAUGCAGCAAAAGCAAUUACUAAAGCAGCUUAUGAUCCUGAAAAUAGAAAACUUUUUCACGAACAAGGGGUUGAAAAAUGCCUCGUAGCCCUUUUGGGCUCUGAAAACGACGGAACUAAAAUUGCCGCUUCCCAAGCGAUCUCGGCAAUGUGUGAGAAUACGGGCAGCAAGGAAUUUUUCAAUAACCAGGGGAUUCCACAGUUAAUCCUGCUGCUGAAGAGUGACAGUGAAGAAGUGAGGGAGGCCGCCUCCCUGGCCCUGGCCAAUCUAACCACAUGCCAUCCCGCUAAUGCAAAGGCUGUUGCUGAAGCUGACGGUGUUGAUCCGUUAGUAAGCAUCCUGUCGAGCAGACGGGACGGAGCCGUCGCCAACGCGGCUACAGUGUUAGCGAACGUGGCAAUGCAGGAGCCUCUGCGCGCCGGCCUCCAGAGCCACGGCGUCCCGAGCGCCCUCCUGGGCCCGCUGCGUUCCGCGAACACGGUCGUGCAGAGCAAUGCGGCGCUCACCGUGGCCGCAACUGCGUGCGAUGUGGAGGCCCGGACAGAGUUAAGGAAUUCAGGUGGCCUGGAGCCGCUGGUCGAGCUCCUGCACUCGAAGCAUGAUGAAGUAAGAAGGCACGCCAGCUGGGCCGUGAUGGUCUGCGCCAACGACGAGCUCACGGCUGUCGAACUUUGCAAGCUCGGGGCUUUAGAUAUCCUUGAAGAAGUUAAUCUAUCAGUAAGUCGAAAAAAUAAAUUCAGUGAGGCAGCUUAUAACAAAUUGCUCAACAACAACCUGUCUCUGAAAUAUAGCCUGACUGGCUACUUGUCAUCGAGUAACAUAAUUAGUGAUGGAUUCUAUGAUUACGGUCGGAUAAAUCCUGGCACCAAACUUUUGCCUUUGAAGGAUCUCUGCUUACAAGAACCGAGUGAUCAACGUGCUGUACUUUUAGUGAACAGUAAAUCAUCUGAUGUAAAAAAUAGUUAUCAUUUUAGUACCGGAUUUGGAUCUCCCACAGAAGAGAAAUCCGAGCCUCCUUCUGGACGAAAUACUGCUCUUAGCAAAGGCACCACAAAAGAAAGAGGAUCAAGGAAAGGCCGAGGGAAAAAAGAGGAGGAAAAAGUGAAGGAGGAAGAAGAGGUUUCGACAUUACCAAAAUUGAUGGGAGAAGGAAGCCCCGAGAAAGAAUGGUAUCCUCCCUUCGAUCCUGACUUCCGUGUUUACGUGUAUGAAGUGACCAAAUCAAUAUUUCCCAUAACCAAUAUUAAGGAACAGAUUGAGGUCCUUGCAAGGUACGUGGCAGAAAAAAUGGGAGGUAAAAUGUCAAAGGAGAAACUCCAUAAUUUCAGCUGGGAACUCCAUAUCAGUGAACUAAAAUUUCAACUUAAAUCCAAUGUUGUGCCAAUUGGACAGAUCAAAAAAGGAAUCUUCUAUCAUCGAGCGUUGCUUUUCAAGGCUCUGGCUGAUAAAAUUGGCAUCGGCUGCUCUCUGGUUCGUGGGGAGUAUGGCAGAGCUUGGAAUGAAGUUCAGUUGAUGAAUGAAUCUCGUAAGGGACUGAUCGGGGCUCUCCCUCCUCCUGAGGUCUACAUAGUUGACCUCAUGUUCCAUCCAGGCCGGCUGAUGAAGUUAAGGAGUAGAGAGGCAGAUCUUUACAGAUACCUCUAA
Messenger RNA from Puma concolor (puma), 3504 nucleotides. Lineage: Eukaryota; Metazoa; Chordata; Mammalia; Carnivora; Felidae. The record is from RefSeq and is a predicted model, not a curated record.